UACUGAAAGAAAAAAACAAACACGCUGUAAAGCAAAUAUCUAUCAGGAUAUUAAGUCAUGAAUUAAAUGGUACGGUGGUGACUGCCGCAGUUAGCGCGGUUACCACCUCAAAAAACGAAAAACACAACAACCAAGCAGUGUGGUAGCUGUUGUGAAAGCGCGAUGUAAUAAAGUUGAGUUGAGCAAGACACGGGACGGCCGAGAGAGCGUAUUCAAGUGUCCGAGCAGGACGCGAACGCCUCCUCAUCAUCAGCGGACCUGCUGCAAGUUGCUGCAGACACCUGCAGGAGCCGAACCGGCACCGACGACACGAGACGAAACAUGGGCAGCGGUGACAGCAAACUUCACUUCAGGAAGGCUGUAAUCCAGCUCACCAGCUCCACUCAGGCCGUGGAAGCAUCGGACGAGGUCUUCUGGGACCAGUUCUGGGCCCAGCCGUCCAUGUCGGUCCAGGACAUCUUCGCCUUGGUUCCGCCGGCUGAGAUCCGUGCGCUGAGGGAGGAAUCUCCAUCCAACCUGGCCACAUUGUGCUACAAGGCGGUGGAGAAGUUGGGCCGGGCGGCGGAUCGUGGCUGCCCGUCGGAGCGAGAGCGCGUCUCCGUCCUAAACUGCACCCGUCUGUUGACCCGCGUGCUGCCCUUCGUGUUCGAGGACGCCGACUGGCGAGGCUUCAUGUGGGCCGGCCUGCCUGCUGCCCGUAAGCAAUGUUGCCACGACAACGACAACAACAACGACGACGAUGACGACCCCGAUGGCGCUCGCCCCCUGGCUGAGUCGCUCCUCCUGGCCAUCGCCGACCUUCUCUUCUGUCCCGACUUCACCGUCCAGGGCCGUAAGCGGGGCGGGCAGGAAGUUGUUGGAGACGCGGACGCCGCGGUGGACAGCUGCGAGUUGAUCUGGGAGGCGGGCGUGGGCUUCUCCCAAUCGCCGCCGCUCAACUCCAGCCACGACAGAAACAGGGCGGAGCUUCUCAAGCUGCUGCUGACGUGCUUCUCCGAGGUCCUUUACCUGGUGCCCGCCGAGCAUCGCGUCAACCCCUGGGUGCUCUUCUUCUGCUCCGCCGCCAACAGACACGCGCUCCCGCUAUUCACGUCGCUGCUGAACGUGGUGUGCGCCUACCAGCCUUCAGGAUGGGGCUUCCCUUACGACCACUUGCUCAUGUCAGACCAGCGCCAGCUGCUGGUGGAACAAGCGCUUCAGGUUCUCAUGGUCGCGCUGGAGCAGCGCCCACCCCGCGCCGCCGCCGAGGACGAGACCGAUUUGGGUGGUCCUGAGAACCAGUUUGUCAACUUCCUGUCCAGGAUCCACCGAGAAGAGGACUUGAGCUUCAUCCUGAAAGGUGUGAGCCGGCUCCUCAACAACCCACUGGUGCAGACCUACCUGCCUAACUCCACCAAGAAGAUCACCUUCCACCAGGAACUGCUCGUCCUGUUUUGGAAACUCUGCGACUUCAACAAGAAAUUCCUCUUCUUCGUGCUGAAGAGCAGCGACGUUCUGGACGUGCUGGUCCCCAUUCUGUUCUUCCUCAACGAAGCCCGCGCCGAUCCCUCCGGUGCGGGCCUGGUCCACAUGGGCGUCUUCAUCCUGCUGCUAUUGAGCGGCGAGAGGAACUUUGGCGUACGCCUCAACAAACCCUUCACGCUGCGCGUCCCCAUGGACGUCCCAGUUUUCAGCGGGACGCACGCCGACCUGCUGCUCGUGAUCUUCCACAGGAUGAUGACGUGCGGACAUCGGCGACUGCAGCCGCUCUUCGACUGUUUGCUCACCAUCAUCGUCAACGUUUCUCCAUACCUGAAGAGUUUGUCCAUGGUGUCGGCCAACAAGCUUCUGCACCUCCUGGAGGUUUUCUCCGGGCCGUGGUUCCUGUUCUCGGCCCCGCACAACCACCAGCUCGUCUUCUUCCUCCUGGAGGUUUUCAACAACAUCAUCCAGUACCAGUUUGACGGCAACAGCAACCUGGUGUACUCCCUGAUCCGGGGGAGGAGCCUUUUCCAACGGCUGGCCAACCUCCAGGCCGACGCGGCGUUCAUCAACAAGGCGCUGCUGCACAAAAAGAAGAAAAAAAAGAAGAGCGCCGAUUCUUCCCACGACAACUCUGCCGGCACGGAAUCCUGCCCGAAAAGCCGACAGGAGGAGUUGGACCUGGCCGGUGCCCUGGAAGCCGCGCCAGAUCCACAUCGCACCUGGAUCCACAACAUCACCGAGAAGUCCCACGUUGGUGAUAACGGCGCUGUCGAUUCGGACGGCGCGCGGACUGCCGCCGAGUGCAGCGUCGUGGGCGGGGCCAGCGACACCGAGCCCAAUUCGGAGAGGGACCACGAGGGCACGCAGAAGGAGAGCAAAGGGGGCAUUCGCCUCCCAGCCAGGGCCUCGGCUUCGUCGCCCUGGAGCCCCACGCCCGACUGGGUGCUGUCGUGGAAGUCCAAACUUCCCCUGCAGACCAUCAUGCGACUUCUGCAGGUUCUGGUGCCACAGGUGGAGAAGAUCUGCAUCGACAAGGGUCUGACGGAUGAGUCCGAAAUCCUGAAGUUCCUCCAGCACGGGACCCUAGUGGGCCUGUUGCCCGUGCCGCACCCCAUCCUGAUCCGCAAGUACCAAGUGAACGCCGUCACGUCGUCGUGGUUCCACACAUACACGUGGGGGGUGGUUUACUUGCGCAACCUGGAUCCUCCCAUCUGGUACGACACCGACAUCCGACUCUUUGAGAUCCAGAAGCUUUAAGACGACGACGACUUCUUCGUCAUCGCCUUCACGAGGAAGACGUGCAAAAAAAAGACCGAACAGUCGUGAAAUAAAAUGGCGUGAAACAA
Messenger RNA from Hippocampus comes (tiger tail seahorse), 2810 nucleotides. RefSeq names its product HID1 domain containing b (gene hid1b). Bases 322 to 2721 code for a protein of 799 amino acids. Gene Ontology annotation, cellular component: Golgi medial cisterna; membrane; Golgi trans cisterna. The record is from RefSeq and is a predicted model, not a curated record. NCBI's taxonomy places the organism in Eukaryota, Metazoa, Chordata, Actinopteri, Syngnathiformes, Syngnathidae. The transcript has 19 exons.